This is a messenger RNA of Trachymyrmex cornetzi, 3362 nucleotides long. RefSeq lists its product as uncharacterized. The coding region runs from base 83 to 2593 and encodes 836 amino acids. The record is from RefSeq and is a predicted model, not a curated record. Lineage: Eukaryota; Metazoa; Arthropoda; Insecta; Hymenoptera; Formicidae. The transcript has 15 exons.
CAGGGUAUAUGUACGGCGUAUUAAUAGCCAAGUAUAGAGCGGUGGUGGGGCCGCGGUUGCUCCCGGGUGAAAAUAGAAAAGAAUGUUUUUGGAAUCCAAUUGGACUUGGUUGGCAGAACGAUGGGGCAAUAUGGCCGACUUGGCCGAGCGGGUGGACGAUCUGAUAUGCAGUUUCGACUCGACUGGUGAAACGACCAUGGAUACGCUAUCGAUGCUGAUAUUCGGCUGGAUGUUGUUCGGUCUGGUGGUGUUGUGCGUUGGCAAAUAUGUGUACAAUCGUUUCGUGCUGAACGAGCUCACCGCCGCCGCCGCUGCCACUGCCGCCGUCGCCUCAUCAUCAUCGUCGUCGUCGUCGUCGUCGCCGCAGCUCGGCAAGGAUGGUGGCCAUGAGAGUGUCGUGACGACGAGUACCACUGGUACCAUUGUUGGAAGACUGUUUAACAAGUCCAAAUUGGUAUCACCGUCGUCGUCGUCAUCGGUCGUUAGUAGGGCUGGUACCGGUGGUGCAGGUGGUGGCGCGGGUACCGUUAGUGUUGCCGGUGGCGGCGGUGGUACCGUUAGUGCUGCUGCUGUUGCUGCUGCUGCUGGCGGUGGUGCAGGGGGUGGUGGUGGUGGUGGUGGUGGUGGUGGUGGUGGUGGUACCAGUGCGGUAGCAGGUGCGAGAUCUCCGUCGCCAGGCUAUGUGCCUCCCACGCCGCCGAUCAGGAAACGAUUGACCCGGAAGACCUCCGGUGCUCUCAUCAGCCCGUCUCGAAGUUCCAGGGCACUGCAUCUUCCGACCGCGACUGGCGCGGAUGCCGAGGCUGUGCGUUGGGUUAACGAACUGAUCGUGUGGCUUCAUCACGAUCUCGUCAUCCUCAAUGAACUCUUGGCCACUUGGGUGGUUUCCCUUAACGAUUUUACCGUCGGUUCCACAGACGAGCAUGGAGUUGGUGUCGAAUUCGUUCGUGUACUUCCAGAGACUUAUCCGCCAACCUUGUCAAAUAUCUUCUGCGAAUGCGAUUCAAAGGAUGAUGUGACUAUCACAUGCGACUGUGAGGCUACUCCAGCUUUACAGCUGAAAGCAUUUCGGCAACGAGGGGAUAAGGUAGAUAUUAAUCACUAUCGAGUCAAUGUCAAUCGUUUCCGAGCUCGUCUCAACAUCGUCUGUAUCACCGAGAAGCUGCUGAUCGAUCUGAAAUGCGAUGGUUGGCCUGAGGUAAAGAUCUCUCUAGCAGCAGUGGGCACAAUAAAGAAAGACUUGGACGAAAGCCAGUUACAAGAAGUGGUAACGGAAAUUGUAGUGGGUGCCCUGCGAGGCAUCAAUGUUCAUCUCAAUCUUUCUCAAUAUCCCACGUGUCCUCGAUUAUGGAGAGAGCCGCCUCCUCAGCCAGGCUUUUCAUAUCCUACACAUUACGACAGUGUAAACACUUUGAAUUCAAUGAUACAUCAACCAUCGUCGCAUCAACGUCUUCAAGGACACCCCACAUCUUCGCCUGCUCCAAUGCAAUACGUACCUGGCGAGAGGCGUUUGCUCGUGAAGGUUGUAAGGGCUAUCGACCUCGGCGGUCAACAAGGAGCUGUGGAACCUUACUGCGUCGUGGAGUUGGAUGAACCGCCGCAAAAGAAUCAGACUUCUAUAAAGAAAGACACAAAAAAUCCGCUGUGGGAUGAGGCAUUUUUAUUACUGGCAGCAAAAAUCAAACAGAACCUGCUGACAGAAUCUGAUAGCAGAUUGCGAAAAAAUAUUUUUUCAGACUAUUUGACAAAUGGUAAUGUUGUGGAUUCACCAUACAAAAGCGGACAAACGAACGGUAAUAAGGGAACUUUGAUUGUACAUAGUCAGCAAAGGCAACCAGAGCGGCAGAUUGUCAAGGUCGCUCUGACGGAGACUGGAAACUGGCAAGAGGUAUCUCCGGAACAUGGAACAAAAGAUGUCAAUGCUAUCUCGGGACCAGAAAGCACGCCUAAUUCCUCCAAUUCAGAAGAGAGAGGCAGAGCACGAAGAAAACGACGUGAUUUCUUUGGAACCAUAAAGAAGCGACUGAGUCGAUCCAAAACGAGAAGUAGAUCAGUGGGUCCUGAAGGAGAGAUCAAUCACGAAGACGCUCAUUCGAGAUCCAUAUCCGCCGACAGAGCUCGCGACCCUGGAUCUGUUCAUCUAUCAGUACCAGAACAAUCGAGACGAUCGAGUUUGAGUGAAGCUUCGGGUAUAAGCGGAACAUCUACGAGAACAUACGUCAAUGAAGCUUCCACGCUCGUUCUCGAAACUUUGGAGAAUGGUAUAAAGAAACAUUACCUCGUACCACUUUCUCUCGCACAGAAAAGUAAAUGGAGGAAAAAAGGAACAAAGCUACACAUAUUUAACGAUCACACAUUUAUCGCCAAGCACAUGGCGGGAGGAACAAUUUGCGAAGUAUGUAAAAGAACUCUUGCACGAAGGCUCGGUAAGCAGGGUUACGAAUGUAGGGAUUGUCAGAUGAAGUGUCACAAACAUUGUCAUGUGAAAGUCGAUAUGACAUGUCCUACAUCCACUAUCCAAAGCAUCGAGUUGAUGUGCAUCAAGGUUCAGCCACUCGAACGAAAGCCUUCUAUGCUUCUAUGUUCACGAUAACGAUGUCGCGUUAUAUAUGCGAUACGUUAAAUUUCGAACAUGCGACUUAUUUUUUAACUUAAGACAACACAACGAUGAUUGUAAUCCAUUUCUAAAAGUUUCAUGCCUGUCACGUUUUAGUUCUUUCAUAUUCGAGACGAAAAGAUAACACUAUAGUUUACAAAAAAAUAUAUUUUCUUAAAUUAUUUUGAUCAGACAAGGUGUUUCUUAUAGAUUUUUGGAUACAUCGAAAACGAUGCCACACAUAAGCUAAAUUUCAUCAGCACGUCACAGGCUUCCAAAAUAAUCGAAAUAUAAUGUAUCAAAAAUGGCUUUUUUGCGACAUUUAACAUUUUUUUAAUAAAAGUGUAUUUCUUUAAAUUUCAAUACUUUAUUAGCCGCAUGUUAUGUAGAACUCAAAUACAGAGUUUUCUUAACUUUUUUUUUGCAAAAUGAUGUUAAAUAUCAUGAAAAAGUCAUUUUCGAAAAUGGCACAUCUACUCAUUAAAUGUCAAUUAAUUAUUUUAGAAAGCCGAUGUGCUGGAGAAAUUUGGUUUGCAACACUGCACGCGUUUUCAGGUUUUUUAUUUCAAAAUCUAUAAGAUAUACCUUGUCCAAAUUCUUUGCUGUAAAGUAGCAUAAUUCAAGUUACGUAUUCUUUAAUAUUUGACAAAUACAGAAGAUGAUUCGUUUGCAUUCAUAACGUAAAUGGAAUUAGAUCUGUUAUUAUAAUGCGAAAAUUUGUUAAAUUUAAUUUUAGGUACAAAUUAUGUUCCAUAAAUUAUGAACC